AUGGAGUCCGAUACCGAAGACAAGUACCAGCGAUACGCUAACAUCCCUAUUCCCUCGUACGAUGAAGCUGUGGCCGACCGACCUGGAUCAUCGCAAACACUCCGAGGUGCACAGGAAGUGAGCGACGAUGCGGAGAGGCAGGGUCUGCUAGGUGUGAGUGCGAGGGACUCGCAUCGUCAGCCGACAGUGGAGAGUCCGAGGGCGAGUGAGGAUAGCGAUCUCCACCUGCCUGAAGUGGGAGGCGAUGAUGAGCGGAGGCUGGAUAUUGAAGAGCUGGACUAUCUGGACCCAUCUGCGCCGGACCCGGACAAUUUAUAUCACCGUCCAAGAACACGAUCCAAGUUCACGCAGCACCUAUCUUCCCUCGGCGCGACCCUCUCUUCCCUUCGCUUACCUUCUUUUCGAUCUUUAUACACACCCGUACAACCACGAGAUGCCGCCGAUCCCGAGACCAACGAGGAACGACCGCCGACGUCUCGAUUUGCUCGCUUCAUCCCAACGAUACCCACCGUCCCCGAGCAAUACCGCAUGGGAUUGCCCACUGCUGCACGACUUUGUGCCUUAUUCACCAUUGUAAUCGUAAUCUACGUUCUUUUCAUCUUUGACAUAUUCCCCGGUGGCGGCAGGGGACGAUAUCUUGGCCGUGGCUUCAACCCCGAGGCGGUUCGCAUGUUUGUGCAGGACAACGUCGACCCAAGGAAUAUCGAGGAUUACCUCCACCACAUCACGGCGUAUGACCAUGUCGCGGGGACCGAAGGAGACUUGUACAUGGCCGAGUGGAUGCGGGAACGCUGGCUGACGGAAGGAUACUUGGACACGGUGGAGCUGAAAAGCUAUGACGUAUAUUUGAAUUAUCCAACUCAGGAGGGACGGGAGGUCAGCAUUGUGAGUCCUGAAAACAAGCGAUGGACUGCAAUGUUGGAAGAGGAGAGAAUAGAUCUGGGCAAGGUGCAGACGCUGGCAUGGCAUGGACACAGUAAGAGCGGGGAUGUCACAGGACCGCUGGUCUACGSGAAUGGAGGGAGCAGGGACGAUUUCGAAUGGCUGAGGCAGAACAACGUCACGGUGAAGGGCAGUAUCGCGCUGAUGCGGCAAUAUGGCACCCAGGAAGACCUUGGAUUGAAAAUCAAGGCAGCGCAGGAUGCGGGCUGUGAUGGUGCUUUGAUCUACUCCGACCCUAGCGAUGACGGGUCCGGUAGAGGAUCAGUGUGGCCUGAUGGACCGUGGAGACCGGACGAUUCACUCCAACGCGGUGGCGUCGGCCUCACGAGCUGGGUGGUUGGAGAUCCGCUUACUCCAGGCUACGCUAGCACGAAAGACGCACCUAGGAUAGGAAAGGAAGAUAAUCCAGGACUCGUCCAAAUUCCAUCUCUUCCACUUGCCUGGCGCGAUGCCAAAGUCCUUCUCCGCUCCAUACAACACAUGGGCACCCCGGUUCCGGAUUCGUGGAUUGGUGGUGAUGGAGACCUUCCUUUACCUUGGUAUACUGGAGGCUCGGUAGAGAAUGCCCUGAUCGUCCAUCUCAAGAACAUGAAUGACGAGAACGACAAACAACGCAUAUGGAAUCUUCACGGUCGCAUUGAAGGCGUGGAGCAGCCGGAGAAGAGAAUCGUAAUUGGAAAUCACCGUGAUGCAUUCUGUUUCGGAUCCGUUGAUGGGUCAGGUAGUGCCGUAAUGAUGGAGAUUGUGCGAAUCUUCGGCCAACUACUCUACAACAAAUGGCGGCCUCUUCGCACGAUCGAAUUUGUUUCAUGGGAUGCAGGAGGGUACAACUUGAUCGGCAGCACAGAGUACGUCGAGGACAACAUGGACGAUCUUCGCGAAAACGGGGUCGCGUAUAUCAAUGUCGACGUGGGUAUUGGAGGAAGUGCAGAAGAUCUCGACUUCCGCGCUGCAGGCAGCCCAGUUUGGAAAAGAGCCCUCAUGCACGUUCUCGAUCGCGUCGAUGCCCCGGGAAGAAAUGCCAGUCUGAAGGAUAUCUGGGAGACCAAGGGCAGCACUCUUGAAGGACUGGGCGCCGCAUCUGAUUAUGUUGCAUUUCAAGAUAUGGCGGGCACCUCGUCUGUCGACUUUGGGUUCAAGGGUAAACAACAUGGAUAUCCUGAAAAUUCCUGUUACGAAAAUUUCGAGUGGAUGAAGCAGUUUGGAGAUCCGGACUUUCAAUGGCACAGGGCUCUCGCGCAGGUGUGGGCGUUGAUGAUCUUGGAGGUCGCAGAUCAUCCCGUGCUGCCAUUCGAUCUAAAGGCUUACGCGGAUGCACUGAGAGGACCGUACGUCGAUGGAUUGCAGGAGUAUGCCGAGGCUACCUACAAGAAAUCAGGGGGGAAGCGCUCUGGUCUUGCGGAAACAGGAUUUAAUGUUGAUCCUCUAAGGAAAGCGGCUGGGUUUCUGACCGACCGUGCGAUUGAAUUUGUGCAUUUCGAAGACCUCUGGACAACCAACGUGCUCACAUCUGGCGGCUUGGAGAGCACUACAUACGCGCUUCAUCGACUGAAGUACAACAACAUCUUGGCGGAUUUUGAAACCGAUUUGCUAGACCUACCGACAAGUAAGGAUGACAAGGGACCCCACGGCAUGCCGGGCAGGGAGCAAUUUAAGCACGUGGUGUUUGGACCUCAGGCUUGGAGCGGAAACGAUGCUGCAUAUUUCCCUGCCGUGAGGGAUGCAAUAGAAAGGGGUGACUGGAAGGCCGCGCAGGAAUGGAUUGUGAAGAUUGCAGGCAUUCUGGAUAGGGCUGCGGGCAAGCUGCAAUUGGAUUGA
Ramularia collo-cygni is the source of this 2760-nucleotide messenger RNA. Its product is annotated as related to transferrin receptor and related proteins containing the protease-associated (PA) domain. Gene Ontology annotation, molecular function: carboxypeptidase activity. The transcript has a single exon. The record is from RefSeq and is a predicted model, not a curated record. NCBI's taxonomy places the organism in Eukaryota, Fungi, Ascomycota, Dothideomycetes, Mycosphaerellales, Mycosphaerellaceae. The coding region runs from base 1 to 2760 and encodes 919 amino acids.